Messenger RNA from Paramacrobiotus metropolitanus, 1372 nucleotides. RefSeq lists its product as uncharacterized. The transcript has 3 exons. The coding region runs from base 128 to 1159 and encodes 343 amino acids. The record is from RefSeq and is a predicted model, not a curated record. NCBI's taxonomy places the organism in Eukaryota, Metazoa, Tardigrada, Eutardigrada, Parachela, Macrobiotidae.
CAUGUCAAAGGAAGGUUUCGGCAUGCUAACUCCGUCUGGUCGGGUUUGAAUGUCAGAUUAGAAACGGCUGAAAAGAAUAUUGCAAGAAGCAGACAAUACGCGGACUUCCCCUUAAAGUCUCACUAAAAUGCGCCGUCAAAAUGCAUCUUUUAUUUUGGGACUAGCUUCCCUUGUAAUUCACGGAUUAGUACAGUGCAACGGCCGCAUUUUGCGUGAUGACGCGCCGUUACCCAAUCCCGACUGCAUGUACUUCCCGUUCGACACGACCCUCCUCUGCCCGAGCGGGAUGACCAUCCCGGGAAACUUUGACGUCUCGAAGAUCCGCAAAGACGUCCAGCAGAUCACCAUCAACGGCCCGGCGCGCAAUGUCCUACGCUCCGAUGCCCUGCCUUUGCCGGCCGACUUGACCAAUCUGACGCAGAUCAUCUUCAACGGUUUCACGGAUGAGAACAACUCCCGCAUUCUGAUCAAGCGUUUUGUCGACAACGUUAAAGGUCACCUGACGAGCCUCGGUAUCGCCAACAGCAAAGUGGGGUUCCUGGAGGACGGUUUUCUCCAGGGAUUCUCGCAACUAGAGGAACUGAAUUUCGCCAAGAGCGACAUAUCGUCCAUCAGCCGGACGGCGCUGCAACGAGACGGUUCGACGUUUUUAAGCGUCAGUCUGUUGGAGAACCAGCUGGAAACCAUUGACUGGGCCGUUUUUCAACCGCUUUCCCAAACGUUAACGGCACUGCAAAUCGACUCACAACGUCCGGGACUGAAAUCCAUCAGCUGUUCCUCCAGCUUCCGCUUUGCCAACGCCCUUAGUUCUCUGCAGCUGGGCAGCAACCAGCUGGAAUCCUUGCCGCAGUGCGUCCUGGACUCGUUGAACUACAACACUAACUCCCAUAUCGGCGUGGACAAUAAUGCCUUCUGCCCAACGGACGGAGCAUGCACGUGUCCCGCCGUGCAGCCGUUCCUGGGCUUUGCCUGCGCUUUCUCCGCCGUCAACCCCGGUUCCGGUCUGAGCUUCAAGUGCGGCACGGGGCCCAAUCAGCGCUCGUGGAAUCUGCAGCAGAUGCCGCCUGAUGCGCCCUGCACUAGCGGAGUGCCAUCGUUCUUGCAGACCAGCUGGUUAAUUUUAAUAGCGGUCACACUGAGUUUCUUUACACUGGAGUAAACAAUUUGGAAGUUUAUUCAGCUGAGCAGCUCCGCUGGACGAAAUGGCGAUUGUGACUUGCGAUAGUAAAAUUCUAGCUGGAUUUUAAGCGAAUGAAAAAUAAAAGAGUAUUUUAUUGCAUAAAUGUACCUGCACAGAAACAAAGCUUCUUCACUAAUAAUGUUUAGCAUAUGUACAAAGUAAUACUGACCGAGCAGUUUUUGGCUCCUGCUG